Priapulus caudatus is the source of this 3097-nucleotide messenger RNA. RefSeq lists its product as uncharacterized. Gene Ontology annotation, molecular function: protein binding. NCBI's taxonomy places the organism in Eukaryota, Metazoa, Priapulida, Priapulimorpha, Priapulimorphida, Priapulidae. The transcript is spliced from 10 exons. Bases 154 to 1623 code for a protein of 489 amino acids. The record is from RefSeq and is a predicted model, not a curated record.
CAAGAAUCUACAUUGCACCCAGAUAUAAUGUUUAUAGGUAAUUAUGCUAAGGAAUAGGAGCCUAAAUGUUGGAGUAAUGACAUUAUUUGACUAACCUUAUGAACUCUGACUAAUGCAGUUAGUUUUACUCAUAUUGCAGAAAAUAGAGUUGACAUGGAAGUGCUGGCUUCAAUAAAUGAAGUUGACCUUAAAGAGAUGGGUGUGGUAGCAUUUGGGGAUAGGCGUCGGAUUACACUGGCUGUGAAGUCUCUCCAGUCAAGCCAAGAUGCUACAGCACCAUCUACUAGUUCUGGGCUUAACAGUGAUCCUACUGUGACAUACUUGACACUACUAGAUUCGGAAAACUACAUGUUUGAAAAAGAUAAAUCAUUGGACAGUGAUGAUACAUCAUCCAUAGUUAUUGCUCCAAACCAAAGCCCUGUGACAGUGAGAACGUCGUCACCUAUACCCAAACAGAGUCAGCGUUCAAGUCGGGGUUCAAGUCGGGGUUCAACUUCAAGUGUAGGAACUGUUAUAGAAUUUGAUGUUCGAGACGUAUUAGUAGCAUCCGCUGAUCAUUCAGACAUUCCGGAACGACUGGAUAAUGCGGCAGAGGCAAAUGAGCCUGUUUCUGAGGGUGACAGGAAGGCAGUGGUUCGGCAAGUAGUGCGGCAAUUGGUGCAGAAAUGUGGCCAUCUUUACCCUUCAUCAGAACAGAAAGAAGCUUUGGCAGCAGCUGUAGUAAAGGCAUUUCCUGCAUUGGCAGCCAAAGUACCAGGCGAUGCUAUUGGUUUGGAACAUGCACACUGGUAUCAUAAAGGGAAGGGGUUUAUUGAAUAUCGGUUACCGCAGAGAUCUAGUCUUCCACCAGAUUCUGAAGAAAAGGUUGAGUGUAUGAAAUACACUGUAUCCACAAGAGAAAAUAUCAGCAAAAUCCGAAAUCUUUUCAAGGAAACCCACGAGUACAGGAGACUCUAUAUCGCAGACACCUCUCCCACAGUCACGCAGAUUCUCGACCAGUAUCCCAGAAUCAGAGACAUGCCAGAUUUGAUAAAUUUGGAGUACGACAUGCUGUAUCCAGGAACUGGGGACGAGUUUAUUAGAAAUUGGCAUCCAAACUUCACACAUAAAGUUUUAAUGGUUGCAAAAGCUCAGAACUCUGCUCAACUUAAUCUUAUGCUAUCUGGGCAUAAGAAUGGAGAUGAUGACUUGUGUGCUCUUCUUACAAUGGCAUUUUUGAUGCCAUUCAAUUCAUUCCGAAAAAAAUCAUCAAAAGGAUAUUGUGCGCUCAACAAAACUGAUGCUCUGUCCUUUCUCAUUCAGAAUUGGCCGGUUGGCACAGACAUCACUACAAUCACAGCAACAAAAGAUUGCCGGUAUAGCCAGCCACAUCUUAUUUCCAUUGGACCUGCUCACAGUCCUCAGCAGUAUUUUAUAGUGUUGGAUUCUGCCACCAUACCUGGUGGUACUUCAAUUGUGGAAGCAUUUGAUAGAUUGUUUAAAUCGUUUUUUGUGUUUAAUGUUCAUUUUCCUCCAGCCUUGGCAAAUUACUACUCGGCCAUAUCUCUCAUCUACAAGAGGACUAAAUUUUCAGAUUUAGGGCCUGCUGCAUGUCAAAUUUGGAGUCAAAUUUCAAAGCAGUAAUUGCAUUCUUGGCGUCAAAAUUAAGUACUAUCAAACACAAUCCAUAUUAUAAUACUCUUAUCCCAAUCAAAAAUCCCGAUGCUAGUAGAAUAAAUAUCGAUCCAAUUGAAUUUUUGUUGUCAACAAAAUUUUAAAAGCAGCUGAGCAGCUCUAUUUUCUUUUAAGCGGCUUAGAAAACUUGUUAUUCGAAAACGAGAAUGAGAAAAAGUAGGAAGCUAAAUGCAACAGUAUAAUGUUUAAGAAAUCGGUUGAAAAUAGGUUCUACGUAUACGACAUUAUUAGGUUUAUGGAUACCUAACUGUGGCAGAUGGGAUUUUUUUAGUGAUGAGUAGUAUGAAAUAUGAGGCGUGAUUUAAAUAGAAAAAGAUUCUCUGUAUAGAAACGUAGAAUUUUCCGUGCGUGCGUGAUAUUCUGAUGUUUGUUGCAUGCGUGAUGCGCUAUGUUUGCUAAACUUCUUUGUGCAUAUUAUUACUUGACUUCGCAUUAAGUAUGUGAUAUACUUGAAUAGGCGCAUUCUCUCAAAUGAGAUCCAUAUCUUUUUGUGCAUACUUUCCCCACGUUUCGUGUUGAUAAAUAUUAUACUUGUUAAUUGUUACUUGUUAUUCGGUAAGAGUCACAGGAUUUAUAGUUUUGAUAUCACUUACUUUUAAUGCCAAAAAGUGAGCAUUUUUUUCGUAUUUUCGUAGUACGUGACAUACAGACUAUAUUACUAGUUUAAUUGCGCCAUUGUGUUGAGGUAAAUGAAACUUCUUUCUUUCUAGUAUAUACAAAAACCUGUUUCCUAACUGAUACAUUUUACACAUUUAUUGAUUUCACGAUUAUUAUAUAUGUUUAAAAAAACUUUUCUAUAAUUUACCCACGCAGUGCGACGUCAACGGUACCUAACAAUUUCAUUUACCUGUUGACCGAUAGGAAAAGAGCCGUUCAGAUGAAUAAAAAUUAGUUAAUGACAUGUUGCCGUUAUACAAUAUUAAUAUUUAUAUAUAAACAUCGCCAUACAAUCCAACACGCAGAAUAGCAUAAUUAAAUGUCAUCUUUCGGAAAGCGGCAGUUACUGGUGCUGGUCUGUCGUAAUUGCAAUAGUUGCUAUGCUGUUAGAAUUUUUAAUAAGAUUUAAUACAGAAUUAACAAGUGUCCAUGACUUUAUCAUUUUAUGUUAAAGUUUGUGUUAGGGUGAACAGUUUUUUUAGUAAUAUGUGUACAUUGCAUUUAUUUGCUAUUGGCAUGUUUCAUUAUUGAAGCUGUUAUAUCAAAGUAUUUGUGAACAGUUUGAAAAUUAUUAUUUUGGUUUUGAUGGGAGCAGAUGCAUUGCUUAUUAGUGUUUGUGAAGUUAUUUCAAUAAUAUGUGUACAUUGCUAUUGGCAUUUUUAAUUAUUAAACCUUCUAUAAUCAUAUUGUUUGUGACAGAGUGCUAUUGUCUAAUUUUUAAGACGUCUUUGUGAACCUAUUUUAAUAAAAUGUGCAAAUUUAGUAA